Molecule: messenger RNA, 3027 nt
Organism: Aspergillus terreus NIH2624
Lineage: Eukaryota; Fungi; Ascomycota; Eurotiomycetes; Eurotiales; Aspergillaceae
Product: 2-oxoglutarate dehydrogenase family protein
Exons: 3
Coding region: 1-3027 (1008 amino acids)
Biological process (GO): tricarboxylic acid cycle
Cellular component (GO): mitochondrion; oxoglutarate dehydrogenase complex
Molecular function (GO): oxoglutarate dehydrogenase (succinyl-transferring) activity; thiamine pyrophosphate binding
Source: RefSeq, a predicted model, not a curated record
AUGUUCCACGUCAGAGCUUCCCUUCUCGGCGCACGCCGUCUUCCUAAGAUCCGUACAAACUCAAGAACCCGGUUCCACGCCAUCACCUCGCACCAACGGCGCCAUGUCAGACCGAGCCUGCGAGCCUUUGUGCACACGGAUAGCUUCCUGCCGGCGUACUCUGCAAACUACGUGGACGAAAUGUAUACAGCAUGGCAGAACGACCCGGACUCGGUCCAUCGCUCGUGGCAGGAAUACUUCAGAAGCCUAGACGAUGGCCAUGCCAUGUUAGAUACUUCAUUCCUUCAUCAUCCGCUGCAAGGUCUAGCUUUUGGACAAGCAGCAAUAUCUCCAAUCCCGAUGGUGACUGCGCAUCCACUGCCAAAGAACAAAGACUACGCAAAUCUUGAACGGAUGGUCCGCGCAUACCGCGAGCUUGGCCAUAUGAAAGCAAACACUAAUCCGUUAGAACUUCCGCACCGACGGCCUCCACCGAAGGAACUAGAUCCUAGCUUCCAUGGCUUUACAGAAGCAGAUCUAGACCGAGAAUUCGAGCUCAGUCCCGAGAUAUUACCUCAUUUCGCAUCCGCACGACAGUCCAUGACCCUGCGCGAGAUCAUUCAAACCUGCGAGAACAUCUACUGCGGCUCCAUCGGCGCCGAGUAUCAACAUGUGGUUACUAGCCAAGAGCGCGAAUGGAUCCAAGCACGCAUCGAGACCCCAACACCGUACCAGUUCUCCACGGAGGAGAAGAAGCGCAUCCUCGACCGCCUGGUGUGGGCCACCGCGUUCGAAAAGUUCAUGACGGCCAAGUUCCCCAACGGCAAGCGGUUUGGACUCGAGGGCGUCGAGAGCCAGCUCCCAGCACUCAAAGCUGUGAUCGACGCGUGCGCAGACAACCACGGCGUCCGCAACGUCAUCUUCGCCUGCUGCCAUCGCGGGAAGCUCAACGUGCUCAGCAACGUGGGCCGCAAGCCCAACGAGCUCAUCUUCGGGGAGUUCGCCCCGGACGCGACAUCGCGAUACCCGAUCCCCGGCGACGUCAAGUACCACAUGGGGCUGAACCACGAGCGCGAAACCCCCGCCGGGAAUAAGGUGAACAUCUCGAUCCUGCCCAACCCGUCGCAUUUGGAGUCCCAGAACACGCUGGCGCAGGGCAUGGCGCGCGCGCUGCAGCACCAGAGCGGCGGCGACACGGCGUCCACGCUGGUGCUGAACAGCCACACCGACGCGGCGUUCGCCGGACAGGGCGUCGUGUACGAAACGCUGGGGCUGGCCGGGCUCAAGUCGUACGGGACGGGGGGCACCAUCCACCUGCUCAUCAACAAUCAGAUUGGGUUCACGACGGACGCGGAGUCGGCGCGGACGUCGCCGUAUGCCUCGGACAUUGCGAAGAGCAUCAAUGCGCCGGUUUUCCACGUCAACGCCGAUGAUGUCGAGGCAGUGGUCUUCCUGUGUAAACUGGCUGCGGCCUACCGAGCCGAGUUCCGCAAGGACUGCUGGGUGGACGUGAUCUGCUAUCGGCGGCGCGGACACAACGAGAUGGACCAGCCCGCGUUCACGCAGCCGCUGAUGUAUGAGCAGAUCGCGAACAAGGUCCCACAGCUGGAGCUAUAUGUGGCCCAGCUCGUCAAGGAGGGGACUGUCACGCGCGAAGAGGCACAGCAGAUGGAGCAGGACGUGUGGAAGAAGCUGACCGCCAGCUUCGAAAACAGCACCGGUCCACAAGCCCUGGAGAGGGAGUAUCUCACCGAGCCAUGGCGGCACCUGACAUCGCCGGAGGAACUGGCUCGCAAUGUGCUCCCCGCGCAGCCCACCGCAAUCUCCAGAAGCGUCGUCGACACCGUCGCCCGGAAACUGGGGCUCCCCGAUGAACCGUUCGCCGUGCACAAGAGCCUCCAGCGGAUCCUGCAAAGGCGCCAGCAGAACCUGAUCGAAGGCCGCGACAUCGACUGGGCCACCGCCGAGGCGCUCGCGAUGGGCAGUCUCUGCCUGGAAGGCCACCACGUGCGGGUGUCCGGCCAGGACGUCGAGCGCGGCACAUUCUCGCAGCGCCACGCGGUGCUGCACGACCAGAAGACGGGGGCGACCUAUACGCCGCUGGACGAUCUGAGCGUGGACCAGGCGCGCUUCACGAUCGGCAACUCGCCGCUGAGCGAGUAUGGCGUCAUGGGCUUCGACUACGGAUAUUCCUGCAUGUACCCGGACGCGCUAGUGAUGUGGGAAGCGCAGUUUGGCGACUUCGCCAACACCGCCCAAUGCAUCGUUGACCAGUUUAUUGUGUCUGGCGAGAGCAAGUGGUUGCUGCGCUCGGGUUUGGUCCUGUCGCUGCCGCAUGGGUUCGACGGCCAGGGGCCGGAGCACUCGUCCGCGCGAAUGGAGCGCUUCUUGCAGCUGUGCAGUGAGGAUGGACGCUUCUUCCCGUCCGAGGAGAAACUGCAGAGACAGCAUCAGAAUGCGAAUAUGCAGGUCGUCUAUAUGACGACCCCGGCGAACUUGUUCCACGUGCUGCGACGCCAACUGCACCGGUCGUACCGAAAGCCGCUGGUCAUGUUCUUUUCCAAAUCCCUCCUGCGCCACCCGAUGGCCAAGUCGAACAUUGAAGACUUCACCGGUGAUUCUAAAUUCCAGCCGUUGAUCGCGGAUCCUGCGGUCUCAGACCCCUCGACGAUCAGGAGAGUCAUCUUUUGCACUGGCCAGGUGUAUAUGACUUUGGCGAACUGUCGCGAGCAGCAUGGCAUCACAGACACGGCCAUUGUCCGCAUUGAGCAGCUGCAUCCGUUCCCGUGGACAGAGACCCGGGACAAUCUACUGCAAUAUUCAAACGUUGAAGAUGUGGUCUGGUGCCAGGAGGAAUCCCUGAAUGACGGAGCCUGGUCGUUUGCUCGAACACGCCUCGAGACGAUAUUCGAUACGACAUCACAGCACAAGGGCCGUCGCGUUCGGUUUGCAGGGCGGGCAGCAACGCCCAGUGUUGCAACUGGCUUUAUGAAGGAACAUCGUGCGCAGGAGGCGGCGUUGGUGAAGGAAGCCUUUCAACGGGGGUAG